GAGAGUCCAGAUAUUGUGCCCCCAAUCCCUAGAAAACCUGCAGGAAGACCAAAAAAGAAGAGGAUUAAACAACCUGAUGAAACAAGGAAUCCUUUCAAGGUGUCUAGGGCAGGUAAGCAGGUGGUUUGUGGCAACUGUAAGCAAGUGGGACACAAUGUUAGAGGGUGUAAGACAUCCAUAACUGGAGAAACACCAUGGCAAAGGAGAAAGAGAUUAGGAAAGAAAAAAAAUGUCCAAACAGAAGCAGAGGGUGUUGAUGAUAUUUCUGAACCAACCUCCCAUGAGCCACUUCAGACAACCAAUAAUGACAGUGAAUUGACAACUCCCAUGACCCAUGAUCCGGUUUCCCAAAGCACUGGAGGAAGAACAAAGAAGAAAAGGAGAAUCAGCACUUCACAACCAACCCAACCAUCUUCCAAAAGAGUGACUAGGUCCUCAAGUACACAGCCCUCAAUGGGCACACAAAGUUGAGGAUUAACUGACAAGAGACCAGAAAUGUUGCAGUUUUGUUGUGGGGAGAAGAAGAAUGGUGCUUUAGUAGACAUGUUUAGAUAUCAGUAUAUGAACUUUUAAAUCAUGCCUUAGUAAGCAUGUGUUUUGUAAUGAUACAUAUGUAAGGAACAUAUUUUGUGGUUAACAUAUGUUCUGAAGUUGUUGUAGGUCAGUGUUUUGGUAUAUGUUCAGUUUAGUAUUUGUUGGAUGAAUUUCGUAUGUGUU
Molecule: messenger RNA, 717 nt
Organism: Cuscuta europaea
Lineage: Eukaryota; Viridiplantae; Streptophyta; Magnoliopsida; Solanales; Convolvulaceae
Source: the annotation of a GenBank genome assembly